Triticum aestivum (bread wheat) is the source of this 4019-nucleotide messenger RNA. RefSeq names its product wall-associated receptor kinase 5. Gene Ontology annotation, molecular function: ATP binding; calcium ion binding; protein serine/threonine kinase activity. Gene Ontology annotation, cellular component: plasma membrane. The transcript is spliced from 4 exons. Gene Ontology annotation, biological process: protein phosphorylation; cell surface receptor signaling pathway. The coding region runs from base 1122 to 3878 and encodes 918 amino acids. Lineage: Eukaryota; Viridiplantae; Streptophyta; Magnoliopsida; Poales; Poaceae. The record is from RefSeq and is a predicted model, not a curated record.
UGGACAGGGGCCGCCCACCUCCACCGCUGCCGCGCUGCCCCUCCACCUGAGAUCCACGGCGAGAAGGGCCGCCCGCGACCCGCAGCGCCAGACGAGGCGCCGAGGCGCUGCUGCGGAGCAGCCGCCGCCGCCGCCACCCGCCGGCCUGCACCACCACCAUGCCGCCUGUCGCCCGACGCCACGCCGCCGUCGCUGGCCUACUCCGGAGCGCCGCCACACCGCUACGCCCGGCACGAGCGCAGCAUCCCCACCGGCGAGAUCCGGCCCGUGCCGCACCCCCCGCGGUCGCGAUCGAUUCUGCAGAAGCCAUCACAUUAGCUUAUCUUCCACCAUGUGAGACUUGAAGAUUGCCAACUGUCAGUCUGCCGUUCUUCCGCCGCUCCCCUGCUGGUGAGUUUCUGUGCAGCUUGUCAUUUUCAUGCCGUAAUUUUGGCCUGGGUGCUCACAUUUUUCCCAUCAGUUGGUACUAUAUGGGCAUGGUUGAUUUACUCUCUGCAGAAUGUUCACUUUACUAGUCUGCCCUCGGUUGCAGCUUAAAGAAACACCACCUACAAUUCGGGAUGGGGUUCAGGUACCGUAGCCAGAUCGGUUGGAAGCGAUCAAUUAGCAUAUCUUCACUAGGUGUGGCUAAAGAUUGGCAGCCUGCUGUCACUGUCGGUGAGCAGGACAGCGUUCACUGUCUAUCUCUGCAUCACGAACCACAAGCCAACAAUGCAAAGCGAUUUAUUCUGAACCGAAAUGAGCCAUUUGGCAAAGACUUGUCAACACCGCCUUCGACGGGCUAGAAUAUCCUGCACAAGAAGGCAGGCAUUGACUGACUUGAGAGGUCGCUCUUCGGCAGCAACACCACAAGAAAAUAGCGGUGCAUUAUAACGUGGCCAAAUCAACCACAUCAACAUCCCCUAGAAUCCAGGUGCUUAAAUUUCCUGUUCUUCACUAUGUCUUUUUACUUGGGUCUAGUGUCUCCAUAAAAUUGCAGCACCAAGGGAAGGCCAGCCAUGAAAGUGGUACAUACAAGAGAAGGCCUCCCAGCUGAGAUGUUCACCACAUACCACUGUUAGUUAAAUCCCCAGCCUGAACUCAAUUUCAAGUGAAGUUGGGAGCCGUGCAAGGUGUGUGUCAUGGGCAUCUUACUGAUGGUAUAUGCAUCACUUUCUCUUUUGCUAGUACUUGGGUCACUAGGAAAUCUAACAGAGUUAGCAUCUGGAGUUGUAACAAGCCACAGCCCCGUAGGGAAUUGGGCGCAUCCAUCACUUGCCAUGCAUGAUGGUUGCCCCAAGAGCUGUGGCAAUCUGAGCUUCGACUACCCCUUUGGCAUCGGUUCAAGGUGCUCUCGGGAUCCUGACUUCAACCUCAUUUGCAACCACACUGCUAAGCCCCCCAGGCUGUUCUUGUGCGACAGCAUCACCGAGGUGAUCGAGAACAUCGACGUUAGUAGCGACGGAGUUCUCUACGGACCUUACAACAUCCUUACUACCAUCCGACAUACUAUCCCCAUGAAAUCUGGUGUCCACAUCUACAACCUGUCAAUAAAAAUGCCUGGGAGGUCCUUCAAGUACCUUGGGGAAACAAUUCUGAACAUCAGUGGUUGCGAUCUGGAUGUGUAUUGGAUCGACAACAACACCGGCAGAACCACAUGGGUCUGCGGAACUGUGUGCCUGAAACAAGGAAUCACAGAGCUGAUGGCUCGGCACAAUUGUAACGGCGUCGGAUGUUGUAGUUUUCCUGUCGGUGACCUUGACGCUGAUGGUAUUGAGCUCAAAUUUGUCAGAAAAAUCAACACCAGGAUGACCUCUCUAUUGUGGGAUAGAAUCAGCAUAUCUGGAAGCGGUUCCAUGAUUGUGUGGAGAAUAGUGGAUCAACCCAACUGUGUUGUCGCCGUGCGAAACAGGGCAUCAUAUGCCUGUAUGGACAAGCAAUCCAACUGCUGGGACACAGAUAUGGGAUCAAGUGGCUACAACUGCUUCUGUAACUCUGGCUAUUCAGGCAAUCCCUUCGUUCAAGAUGGGUGCUCCAGUGACAAAGGGUAUAAUCCAAUUCAGACCAGAGCUAAUUGUACCCGUUUGUGUGGUAACAUUAGUGUGCAGUUUCCAUUUGGCUUGGAAGAGGGUUGCUUUGCAAGGGAACCAUUCCACCUCAAUUGCACAAACAUGUCAUCAUCGCCUGUCCUCCAGUUGCACGGUUUUCAUGUAAUCGACAUGAAUGUUGAUGAUGGGACUCUAAAGUUCACCACUAAUGGAGCAAUUUACGCCAUAGGAGAAGGCCCUCCUUUUUUUGCUGGUUUUGAGGAAUCUCUGCACUGGGCUGCUGCUAAUUUAAGUUGUGUAGAGGCCGAAAAGAAUAGAUCUGGGUAUGCUUGUGUGAGUAUCAACAGCAAGUGUGUAGGAGUAAACACUAUAUACAAUUAUGUUGGUUACCGCUGCAAAUGUUCAGAUGGCUUCGAAGGAAACCCAUACAUCGAAAGCGGCUGCCUAGAUGUUGAUGAAUGCCUUCAACCAAAUAUUUGCAAGGGGCUCUGCCAUAAUACAGAAGGAAGCUUCCAUUGUACGGAAUGUCCUCGCAAAACUGAGUAUGAUUCAGCAAAAAUGCAGUGUACGACGAGGAAACAACUGACUCUGCUUUUAGGUAUAAUUAUUGGGUUGUCUUGUGGAUUCGGUGUUCUACUUCUGAGCUUCAGUGCAUCACUUCUCAUUCGUAGAUGGAAAAGAAAUGUUCAAAAGCAACUACGAAAAAAAUAUUUCCAGAAGAACCAUGGUCUUCUCCUAGAAACGUUGAUAUCAUCUGAUGAAACUGCAAAUGAGAAUACUAAGAUUUUCUCGCUAGAAGAGCUGGAGAAGGCAACAAACAACUUUGAUCCUACACGUAUCAUUGGAGGUGGGGGCCACGGCAUGGUUUACAAAGGCAUAUUGUCUGAUCAGCGUAUUGUUGCAGUAAAAAAGUCUAAGGUCAUUGAGCAGUCUGAGAUCAGUCAAUUCAUCAAUGAGGUUGCAGUGCUCACUCAGAUAAACCACAGAAAUAUUGUGAAGCUCUUUGGAUGUUGUCUCGAAAGUGAGGUUCCACUGCUGGUGUAUGAUUAUGUAUCCAGUGGCUCACUGUCUGAAGUUCUUCAUGCAGAUGAAAGUGUUGGUUUUUCUUUGUCUUGGGGUGAUUACUUAAGGAUUGCCCUGGAAACAGCAGGAGCUCUGUCUUAUCUCCACUCUUCAGCUUCAAUAUCAAUCUUCCACCGUGACGUGAAAUCCUCAAAUAUACUAUUGGAUGUGAACUACACAGCUAAAGUUUCAGACUUUGGUGCUUCUAGAUUGGUUCCAAUUGAUCAAACACAUAUUGUCACAAAUGUGCAAGGUACAUUUGGGUACUUAGAUCCAGAGUAUUUCCAUACCAGGCAGCUGAACGGGAAGAGCGACGUGUACAGUUUUGGUGUGGUACUACUGGAGCUGCUCCUUAGAAUGAAGCCUGUCUUUACAAGUGAAUCAGGCACAAUCAUGGGCUUGUCAAGCUAUUUUCUCCAGGAAUUCAAUGAGGGAAGAAUAAAAGGUAUUGUUAACUCCCAGGUCCUCGAGGAAGCAACCGAGGAAGAGAUCAACGGUGUCGCCUCUCUUGCAGAGCGGUGCUUAAGACUGAGUGGUGAAGAAAGACCCACCAUGAAACAGGUGGAGACGGAACUGCAAACUCUAUGGGCAAAACAGAUGGACUCAUCUCAGGUAGAUACCAGGAAUGAAGAACAGAGGCAACCAAGUUCGUUAACUCAAAGAUCUAGAGCUGCUCGCCAAUCGUCUGCGACGGAAUUGGGCAAGAGAGUCUACGUACGGCCAGAAGACAGCCAACAACGCUAUAGCUUGGAGAGAGAGUUCAUGUCAUCUGCUAGUUUGCCCCGCUAGAUAUGUUUGCUGAGCUCAUAAUAAUGGGUGUUGUUAUUUCCCCUUUUGUAAACUAAUGAUGACUAGGCUUGUACUAUAGGCAAACGGUGCUGCAGAAAUUGCUACAGUAAGCCGGUUUAUGUUUAGACAAUUACAUGCAUC